AUGCCGAAAGAAAAGAAAAAGGCAGAUAAAAAGGCAGAAAAAGCUGCCCGAUCUCCGUCUCCUCUGUCUGACCAACCCGCCGAUAUAUCCAAACAAGAUUCCAAUCUUCCAAAGCAGGAGGCGAUUCCUGUCAUCCCAGAGCCUGAAGUUCUGUCGCUCAAAGAAGAGAAGCCGGAAGAAGUGCAAGUAGAGAUACCUCAAUAUUACGAAGAGCCUAUUCUCACCAAACUGAUUGUUUUAAGCUAUGAAGGUGAAAAAGUCCGUGGACUGUAUGAGGGAGAAGGUGUGGCCUACUUUGAGGGAGGAGGUGAAUAUAGAGGUAUGUUCUCAGAAGGACUUAUGCAUGGACAAGGAACUUACAUCUGGGCUGAUGGAUUAAAAUAUGAGGGAGACUUUGUUAAGAACAUACCUAUGUAUCAUGGUACUUACACGUGGCCUGAUGGUAGCACGUAUGAAGGAGAAGUGACAAAUGGAAUAAGACAUGGAUUUGGAAUGUUCAAAUGCAGCACCCAACCAAUAUCUUACAUUGGCCAAUGGUGUCAUGGCAAGAGGCAUGGAAAGGGCUCCAUUUAUUACAACCAGGAUGGCACCUCUUGGUAUGAAGGAGAUUGGGUCUACAAUAUCAAAAAAGGAUGGGGCAUAAGAUGUUACACAUCUGGAAAUAUUUAUGAAGGUCAGUGGGAAGACAACAUGCGCCAUGGUGAGGGAAGGAUGAGAUGGCUGACAACAAAUGAAGAGUAUACUGGUCAGUGGGUGAAGGGCAUCCAGAAUGGUUUUGGAACACAUACUUGGUUUCUAAAGAGAAUCCCUGGCUCUCAGUAUCCUUUGAGAAAUGAAUAUGUAGGAGACUUUGUAAAUGGAGAUCGUCAUGGCCAUGGCAAAUUUUUCUAUGCCAGUGGUGCAAUGUAUGAUGGAGCAUGGGUUUGCAAUAAGAAACAUGGUUUUGGCAGGUUAACAUUCAAAAAUGGACGUAUUUAUGAAGGACAGUUUGCCAAUGACCACAUAGCAGAGCUUCCAUUGUUUCACAUCGAUGCAGAAAGUAGCCCAGGCGAUGACAGUGCUUGCCCAGAACCUCCAUUUAGUGCUGAGAUUAUCAGAAAACUUGAUGGCAGUGAAAGCAAUUCUGUGUUAGGAUCAUGCAUUGAACUUGAUCUGACUUUGCUGUUAGACAUGUACCCUCCAAAAGACAGACCUGAAGAAAAGAAACAGGUAGAAUUUGCUGUUUUGAGAAAUAUUUCAGAAUUAAGAAGAAUCUAUAGCUUUUACAGCAGCCUAGGAUGUGAUCAUUCUCUUGACAACACCUUCCUGAUGACAAAGCUUCAGUUCUGGAGGUUUUUAAAGGAUUGCAAGCUUCAUCACAAUAAAAUAACUCUUGCUGAUAUGGACAGGGUAUUAAGUGAUAAUAAUAAUAUUGCAGUUGAAGAAAUUCACUCCCCAUUUACCACUUUACUACUGAGAACGUUUUUGAAUUAUCUCUUACAACUAGCAUAUCACAUUUAUCACAAAGAUUUCAAAAAUGGAAGCCCAUCCCUCUUUAUGUGUUUUUCAAGAAUGAUGACUGAUAAUAUUGCUCCCAAUGCCUGUCAGAUAAAAGGCAACUUCUUCUGUGACCAACAGCGGACUGUCUAUGCAAUGAAUUAUAUCGAUAAAUGCUGGGAGAUUUAUUUAGCUUACUGUAGACCAAACUCUAAUCCCCCUCAUGAGCUAACAAUGAAGACCAGACACUUCCUCUGGAUGUUGAAGGAUUUUAAAAUAAUAACCAAAGAUUUAACAGCAACCAAAUUUGUGGAAAUCAUAGCAGAAGAUAGUCCUUUCAUGCAUGAUGGAAUUGAUAGCAACUUUGAACUUGAACUGGUUUUUCUAGAAUUCUUUGAAGCUCUGUUAGGCUGCGCACUUUUCUCCGAUACAACGCAGACAGAUAAGCAACCACAAGGAAGCCACACAACUGAUGAUUUUACUGCAGUCAAGUAUAUCAGUACACAACAGACUGUUUCGAACAGGAGCACGAGUGCUUUAACUAGCUACGAUUCUGAUAUCACCCACUUUGUCAGUGCAAAGUCUUCCUCCAGCAAGCUAGGACUGCCUGUGGAACUUAACAGAAUGAGGAAAUCUGAGACAAAGUCUAAGGAGUCUCUAAGUGAAGAAAAAGGUUCCAAACUGGGCUAUAAACCCAUGGGAAAAGGAGUAUCUCUUUUUUUAGCACAACUGGCUCGCAGUGUGACACUUGAUUCUCAGGUACAGCAGUCGGUCUAUUCAGAAGCAGUCUCCAAAUCAGAAGAUAAAGAGGAAGUGGGACCAUCACAGCCCAUUUCUGACUUUGAAGAAUGUGCUAUGAAGGAGAUGUCAGAAAAAUUUGAAAAGUCCAAGGAUAGCAGAAAAGAAAAAAUCAACACAUGGAUCAGUCACAUAUACUUCUUUUUUGUGAACACGUUCUUUCAAGCAUACAAACAUGAAGAAAUUUUAAAAGAGAAAAUAAAGGAAAACAGAAUACUGGAAGAAGAAUUGGCCCAGAAGAAAAAAACUGAAAAUGAAGAAAUAGAAGCAAGGCUUAAUCUCUUACUAGAGGAAGAAGCCAAAAGACAAGAUUAUGAAAUGGAAACAAUUACUGUCCUGACUAAAGACACAUCAGAAGAUUUACCUCAUUUUACACCAAGUCCUCCUAAAGAAGAAGCUGUAGUUAAGUCUACUGUAAGUAAGAAAAAGAAAAGGUAA
This is a messenger RNA of Trichosurus vulpecula (common brushtail), 2712 nucleotides long. It is a transcript of the gene RSPH10B, whose product is annotated as radial spoke head 10 homolog B. The record is from RefSeq and is a predicted model, not a curated record. Bases 1 to 2712 code for a protein of 903 amino acids. The transcript is spliced from 20 exons. Lineage: Eukaryota; Metazoa; Chordata; Mammalia; Diprotodontia; Phalangeridae.